Messenger RNA from Tetrapisispora phaffii CBS 4417, 462 nucleotides. RefSeq names its product ubiquitin (gene UBI4). The transcript has a single exon. Gene Ontology annotation, molecular function: protein tag activity; ubiquitin protein ligase binding. Gene Ontology annotation, biological process: protein ubiquitination; modification-dependent protein catabolic process. Bases 1 to 462 code for a protein of 153 amino acids. NCBI's taxonomy places the organism in Eukaryota, Fungi, Ascomycota, Saccharomycetes, Saccharomycetales, Saccharomycetaceae. The record is from RefSeq and is a predicted model, not a curated record. Gene Ontology annotation, cellular component: cytoplasm; nucleus.
AUGCAGAUUUUCGUAAAGACAUUAACUGGCAAGACCAUCACUUUGGAAGUCGAGUCUUCGGACACCAUCGACAACGUCAAGUCGAAGAUCCAAGACAAAGAAGGCAUCCCACCUGACCAACAGAGACUUAUCUUUGCAGGUAAACAAUUGGAGGAUGGCAGAACACUAUCGGACUACAACAUCCAGAAGGAAUCUACAUUACACUUAGUCUUGAGAUUGCGUGGUGGUAUGCAGAUUUUCGUAAAGACAUUAACUGGCAAGACCAUCACUUUGGAAGUCGAGUCUUCGGACACCAUCGACAACGUCAAGUCGAAGAUCCAAGACAAAGAAGGCAUCCCACCUGACCAACAGAGACUUAUCUUUGCAGGUAAACAAUUGGAGGAUGGCAGAACACUAUCGGACUACAACAUCCAGAAGGAAUCUACAUUACACUUAGUCUUGAGAUUACGUGGCGGUUGCUAA